This is a messenger RNA of Seminavis robusta, 303 nucleotides long. The record is from the annotation of a GenBank genome assembly. NCBI's taxonomy places the organism in Eukaryota, Bacillariophyta, Bacillariophyceae, Naviculales, Naviculaceae.
AUGAACGAUGAUUGGCACGAUGAAAUCUACGUCUGUGGUCCCUACAGUCCCAUGUCACUCCUACGGUCGGAACUUGCUCUCAAGGCUGAACGAGAACUUGAUGGCACUGCGGAAACUACAAAGCAGCAACAUGUGGAUGAAACAAGCAUUGACCACGAUGCUCCACGCUCGGAGCGGUCUUAUCUAGAAUUGCUCAUCUUUGCUCCCACGGACGAUUCAAUCAACAGUUGCCCCAAAAUCUCAUCUUUCGAUUGCAUCAAGACUGGAAACACAACGAACUACAUGUACAUCUUGACCACGUAG